Messenger RNA from Cynara cardunculus var. scolymus (artichoke), 1601 nucleotides. RefSeq names its product cytochrome P450 89A2-like. The coding region runs from base 1 to 1572 and encodes 523 amino acids. NCBI's taxonomy places the organism in Eukaryota, Viridiplantae, Streptophyta, Magnoliopsida, Asterales, Asteraceae. The record is from RefSeq and is a predicted model, not a curated record. Gene Ontology annotation, molecular function: heme binding; oxidoreductase activity, acting on paired donors, with incorporation or reduction of molecular oxygen, NAD(P)H as one donor, and incorporation of one atom of oxygen; iron ion binding. Gene Ontology annotation, cellular component: membrane. The transcript has a single exon.
AUGGACGUCUUCCUCCUCCUCCUCCUUACCCUUUGCGUCGCCGCCGUUAUAAGAUCCACCCUGCUCCGCCGGAAAACCACCAAGAACCUACCACCAGGGCCGUCGUUCCUUUCCUCUAACUUCCUGCUGCUAACCAAAUCUCUAACGGAAAUCGGACCCAUCGUCAAAAACCUCAAGUCCAAGUAUGGACCACUCAUCACUCUUUCCACCGGUUCUCGUCAUUUCAUCUACGUUGGCGAUCAUUCUCUCGCCCACCAACUUCUUAUCCAGAAAGGCGCCAUCUUUGCCGACCGCCCUCGAACCUUCCCCGUACGGAACAUCUCCUCAGCCGCCUACGGCCCUACUUGGCGGUUCCUCCGUCGCAAUCUUGUCUCCGAGGUUCUCCACCCCUCUCGCGUCAAGUCAUACUCCUGGGCGCGAAAGUCUGUCCUCCAUAACCUAAUUGGCCACCUCCAGGAAAGGAAGCCAGCGGCAGCGGAGGAGGCCGCCGGAAUAAUAAAGGUGGUUGAUCAUUUUCAGUACGCCAUGUUCAGCCUGUUGGUGCUUGUGUGUUUCGGAGAGAAGCUUGACGACCGUCGUAUUAACGAAAUCGCGAAGGUACAACGCCGGUGGAUGUUCUUAGUCAGCUCCGGCCGACUUAACGGGCUCGCCUUAUUCCCACGGUUGGGGAGCAUAUUGUUCAGAAACAGAUUGAAAGAAUUUAUGCAAAUCCGAAAUGAUCAAGAACAAGUGUUGAUUCCACUUAUCAAAUCUCGAAUCGAAAAAGCAAAUGCCGAACCCCAAUCAGUAGCAGACGGCGAACAAAUUGUGGCCUACGUCGAUACCCUCAUGAAACUCCAUCUUCCGGAGGGGGACGCAACUGACGGAAAUGGCGGAAAGCUCACCGACAAGGAGAUGGUAAGCAUGUGCGGCGAGUUCCUUAACGGCGGCACAGACACCACCUCCACCGCUCUAAUAUGGAUCACGGCCAAUCUCGUGAAGCAUCCCCACAUUCAAAGUAAGCUCUACGAUGAAAUCAUUUCAGUCGUCGGACCACCACCUCCACCACCAUCACCAGGGGUGGAGCUAGAGUCGGUUAUAAAGGAAGACGAUCUACAGAAAAUGCCAUACCUGAAAGCGGUGGUUUUGGAAGGGCUGAGGAGACACCCAUCAGGCCAUCUUCUGCUGCCACAUAGGGUGACGAAAGAGGUGGAGGUGGAAGGGUACAAGAUUCCGGAGGGUGCCACCAUUAAUUUCUUGGUGGCGGAGAUAGGUUGGGAUCCAAAAGUAUGGGAUGAUCCGAUGGAGUUCAAACCAGAAAGAUUCUUGAUGAAUGAUGAUACCAUGAAUGGCGUUUUUGAUAUAACUGGAAGUAAAGGGAUAAAGAUGAUGCCAUUUGGUGCCGGAAGAAGGAUCUGCCCCGGCUACGAUUUGGCUCUGCUUCAUUUGGAAUAUUUUGUUGCCAAUUUGAUAUGGAUUUUCCGGUGGACUGCCGCCGAUGGUUAUGAAGUUGAUCUUUCCGAGAAGGCUGAGGUCACCAUCCUUAUGAAGAAUCCUCUCCAAACACGAAUCUUUCCAAGGGCUCAAAAGUAAACCAUUUAUGAAGGUGUAUUUGGUAUCGU